Messenger RNA from Gordionus sp. m RMFG-2023, 2172 nucleotides. Its product is annotated as sphingosine kinase 2-like. The transcript is spliced from 7 exons. Gene Ontology annotation, biological process: phosphorylation; sphingosine biosynthetic process. Gene Ontology annotation, cellular component: cytoplasm; intracellular membrane-bounded organelle; membrane. The record is from RefSeq and is a predicted model, not a curated record. Lineage: Eukaryota; Metazoa; Nematomorpha; Gordioida; Chordodea; Parachordodidae. Bases 200 to 1666 code for a protein of 488 amino acids.
UUGCCAAGCCUUCAAUACAUUCUGAUUAGCUUUUCAAAUUUAAAUCUAAUUUUUUCCAUCAUAUGAUUGGUCUUUUUAACCUUCAGCUAUAGAAGGCUUAUGCGACCUAAACUAUCACAUAAAUUCCCAUAAUCUAUAUUAUGACAUAACUCACCUCACAAAAUUAAACUAUGGCUAGAUCUAUAGUUAUAGGUAAUAGAUGGUAGUUAAAAAAUAUUUAAUCUUAAUAAAUCCACAUGGUGGACGAAAGAGAGGUCUUAAAAUUUAUAAAAAUUAUCUGCUCCCUGAAUUAUUAAAAAGUGAUAUAUUACAUUCAACAGUAAUAACAGAAAAAAGUAACCAUGCCAGGGAGUUAGUUCAAAAUUUGAAUAUAAAUGAAUGGCAUGGAAUUAUUACAAUAUCAGGGGAUGGACUAAUUCAUGAAGUAAUAAAUGGUUUGAUGGCGCGGAAUGACUGGGAGGAAGCGAUAAAGAUUCCCAUCGGUGUCAUACCAGCUGGCACUGGCAAUGCUCUCCACACAUCCCUGUGCCAUCAAUAUGGCAAAUACCAUCCCAAGACAUUUCUCAUGGAUUGCGUUAAUUUCGCUCUCCACGGCGAACCAAGGAAUCUCGAUCUGUUCAAAAUCACGACUCAAUCCGGCCAGGUUUACUAUUCCAUUCUGGGACUUUGUUGGGGUCUGAUAGCAGAUAUAGAUAUCGAGAGCCAGAUUCAUAGGUACAUGGGCAGUUUGAGAUACAUGUUCCACGGUUUUAAGAGAAUUCAAAGCCUUAGGCAUUACAGGGGCUCCUUCGUUUACCGGGACGAGAUUUCUGGUCAACUCACCAAUAUCAUAGAUAAGAUUUCCACCGUUCCGAGCGUUUACCCCUCGAAGUUCGAAAACUUUGAUAAUUACGACAAGAAAAAAUUGCCCACGAGCCAAAAUAAAUUAGUAUCAUGGUUAUGCUGCGAUUGUAUCGUUACCAAUCCGUCCUUGCGUAAUAAUCACGAUAAAGAAUCGGUCGGACGAACCAACCGAGUAAUCAAAGCGGGUGUCGCGCAAUCGUACAAAGAAAUGAUAAAGAAAGGUUUCGACAACCCUUUAUACGUACUCGACACUGCUGAACCGGAAAGGGUGCCUGAAUCAGUUAAAGAGAACCACGCUAACCUAAAUAUAGGCGACGUGAGUAGCACGGCGAAUAAUAUUGUAAAUGGCGUGGCUCGCUCUCAUUUCCCCGGUGGCCACCAUACUCCAGUUGACAUAAUAUCCCUUUACGUAUGCAACUUAUCCCACAUAAGUCAAGACUUCUCGGUGACCCCCAUGGCUAAAAUGAACGACGGAUUAGCUCAUUUGUGUGUGCUCAAAAGUGGGGUUUCGAAGUCUCAAAUGUUGAAAUUCUUGCUCAAUUGUAUCGACGUUACCGCUAUACGCCAUGCCUGCUCCUUCCCUACCAAAUUUUUUUACAUGGCCCCCGUAGUUUCUUCUCCACCCAUCCAUACUUCCUUGCCUCGCCUUUCCGCCGUCUCAGCUGUGAUCGAAAAGGUUCGAGCUUAUAGAUUACCAUUUUCGUCGUCGAAAACGAAUUCUAAUUACCGUUAUCCUUCUAUAUUGACCAUAGACGGCGAAGCUAUCCCAUGCUGUUCUGUAGUCGUGGAGGUUUUGCCAUCCAUGGCUAGGAUAUUGGCAUGAGUCGAUCAUCUAUCCUGGGACAAAAAUUUAUUCGCGAUUCGUUAUUUCACAUUUCAAACGUCUUCGAUUACAAUUUGCACGAACUUCCCAUCAUUUUAUUAUAAAAUUAAAUUAUUUUUUUCAAAAAAAAAAUACUAAUUAAUAUAACUAACUAUAUCAUAUUCUAAAACCAGUCCAACAUACAAAAGGUGCUAAAAGUCUUCUCGCUCAUUUUUGUAGCAAUAUAAUAUAUAUUAUUUCACAAAUACACCCCCGUUAUAUUAUGCCACGUGUACCGCUUUAAUUGCGGCGUUAAAAUGAUCGCAUAGCAAUUCGGUUAAUUUGCUAUUCGUAAUAGAACGAAUAAUAAAAUAUUCAUAUUCGAUUAUUACGAAUAGUAAUCUUUUUGAUUCGUUCAAAACAAUGAUUACGAAUAAUUCAUUAUCCGAUUUGAAUAGGCCUGUUUCAUUACACUAGUCAGUAUUAAUUUGCUUUUACAUUAAACGGUAUUAUUCUCAUUCUUAUUU